AUGAUAUUUUCGACUUUAGAACAUAUAUUAAUUCAUAUAUCCUUUUCAGUUGUUUCACUUGGAAUUACAAUUCAUUUGAUAACCUUAUUAGUCGAUGAAUUCGUAGAACUAUAUGAUUCGUCAGAAAAAGGAAUGAUAACUAGUUUUUUCUGUAUAACAGGAUUAUUAGUUACUCGUUGGAUUUAUUCGGGACAUUUACCAUUAAGUAAUUUCUAUGAAUCAUUAAUCUUUCUUUCAUGGAUCUUAUCCAUUAUUCAUAUGGUUCCAUAUUUAAAAAAACAAAAUUAUUUAAGCCCAAUAACAGCGCCAAGUACUUUUUUUACACAAGGAUUUGCUACUUCGGGUCUUUUAACUAAUAUGCACCAAUCCGGCAUCUUAGUCCCUGCCCUUCAAUCCCAGUGGUUGAUGAUGCACGUAAGUAUGAUGGUAUUGGGCUAUGCCGCUCUUUUAUGUGGAUCAUUAUUAUCCGUAGCGCUUAUAGUAAUUACAUUUCGAAAAGUUAUAAGAAUUAUUGAUAAUGAUAAAAGAGCAAACUUGAAUUCAUUUUCCAUUGGUGGAACGCCAUACAUCACGAAAAAAAGAAAUGUUUUAAGAAAUACUUCUUUUUCUUUUCUUUAUUCUAGGAAUUAUUACAAAGUUCAAUUGAUUCAACAAUUAGAUCAUUGGGGUUUUCGUAUUAUUGGUAUCGGAUUUCUCUUUUUAACCAUCGGUAUUCUUUCAGGAGCAGUCUGGGCUAAUGAAGCGUGGGGGUCCUAUUGGAAUUGGGACCCAAAGGAAACUUGGGCCUUUAUUACUUGGACCAUAUUCGCGAUUUAUUUCCAUAUCCGAGUAAAUAAAAAUGGGGAAGGUUUAAAUUCCGCAAUUAUCGCUUCUAUUGGCUUUUUUCUAAUUUGGAUAUGUUAUUUUGGGGUUAAUUUAUUAGGAAUAGGACUUCAUAGUUAUGGUUCAUUUACAUUAACAUCUAAUUGA
Messenger RNA from Linum tenue, 969 nucleotides. NCBI's taxonomy places the organism in Eukaryota, Viridiplantae, Streptophyta, Magnoliopsida, Malpighiales, Linaceae. The record is from the annotation of a GenBank genome assembly.